Leptonychotes weddellii (Weddell seal) is the source of this 3170-nucleotide messenger RNA. Lineage: Eukaryota; Metazoa; Chordata; Mammalia; Carnivora; Phocidae. The record is from RefSeq and is a predicted model, not a curated record.
UUCUAUGUGAGUGGAGAAGACAGUUGCUGCAAGUAGAAGUGACACAAUAUUUUUUUAGGAUGUCUGAAGAUGAAGAAAAAGUGAAAUUACGGCGUCUUGAACCAGCUAUCCAGAAAUUCAUUAAGAUAGUAAUCCCAACAGACCUGGAGAGGCUAAGAAAGCACCAGAUAAAUAUUGAGAAGUACCAAAGGUGCAGAAUCUGGGAUAAGUUGCAUGAAGAGCAUAUCAAUGCAGGACGUACAGUUCAGCAACUCCGUUCCAAUAUCCGAGAAAUGGAGAAACUUUGUUUGAAGGUCCGAAAGGAUGACCUAAUACUUCUGAAAAGAAUGAUAGAUCCUGUUAAAGAAGAAGCAUCAGCAGCAACAGCAGAAUUUCUUCAACUCCAUCUGGAAUCUGUAGAAGAGCUUAAGAAACAAUUUAAUGAUGAAGAAACUUUAUUACAGCCUUCUUUGACCAGAUCCAUGACUGUUGGUGGAACAUUUCACACUGCUGAGGCUGAAGCCGAUCCUCAGAAUAUGACUCAGGUAUAUGCGUUGCCUGAAAUUCCUCGAGAUCAAAAUGCUGCAGAAUCAUGGGAAACCUUAGAAGCGGACUUAAUUGAACUUAGCCAACUGGUCACUGAUUUCUCUCUCCUAGUGAAUUCUCAGCAGGAGAAGAUUGACAGCAUUGAAGACCAUGUCAACAGAGCUGCUGUGAAUGUUGAAGAGGGAGCCAAAAACUUGGGGAAGGCUGCAAAAUACAAGCUGGCAGCUCUGCCUGUGGCAGGUGCACUCAUCGGAGGAGUGGUGGGGGGUCCGAUUGGCCUCCUUGCAGGCUUCAAAGUGGCAGGAAUUGCAGCUGCACUUGGUGGUGGGGUGUUGGGCUUCACAGGUGGAAAAUUGAUACAAAGAAAGAAACAGAAAAUGAUGGAGAAGCUCACUUCCAGCUGUCCAGAUCUUCCCAGCCAAACUGACAAAAAAUGCAGUUAAAAACCAAACUUCAGUAUUAUUGGCACCAAUAUGUUUAUCCUAAUGAGGACCUUUGCUACUGUUGGACACUCAGUCAGCUUUUGGAACAUGAUUAUGUCAAGAUAGUGGCUGUAGAUGCUCAAAUGGGAUUGAACUGUGAUAAGUGGAUAUAUCUUUUUGUUUGCUGGAGUGUUAGUGGAGAUGUUAGAGAUUGAGGAGCCUGGGUUGAGGGUGUGUAAUGUUGUCAGGUAAAGUUUAAGGACUGCCAGGGAGCAGAUUUUUGCCUGGAAAUGUGAAAAAUGAAUUUAUAACUUUGAUAAGGACUUGAGAUGUAUGGAUAUGAUGGAUUAUGGAAGACUAGUCUAUUCCAUAACCCUGACUUGGAGACCCUAAGGCUAAGUGUAUUCUGAAUAUGCUUAUUUAUCUCCUAAAUAUAGGAGGUUAUUUAGGCCUGUUAACAAAGAAAAGAAUGGGGAGUUCAGGAGCCUUUCUUAUCAAAUAAGGAAAUCAGGAUCUAGUAAGGGGCGCAGGUGAACUACAGAAUGGAGUCCAUUUGGUGAACCCUAUUACAGUUUGGUCCACCUGUGUUUUCUGGUGAAGGACACUAAUAGUGUAAGAAAAAGGAAAGAGAGGUACAACUACUCUUUGAGAUACCUUAAUUUGUGACACUGGCUUCUUCUCUGAAUUUCUCCUUCUGUCUCUUUAAAUAAAGAACACAGAAUCUCAAGUGAUAGGGGACUAUUAAGCCAGUCACUAAGCUUGGUCUGUCAGCCUGUCUCUUAACACCUCAAAGAUCUAGUGCCCUCUGCCUUCCCUGCCUUGUAAUUCUGCAAAGUUCUUUGGCUUGUGGGGUGAAUUCUACCCAUGUGUAAUGAGGACUUCUCAUAAUCUGCUUUCUUGUAUUGUCUCCCAUGUCUGUUCAUCUUUUCCUGUAACCUCUAGGUUAAAGAGAGAAAGGAAGAGAAAGCUCCAAAUAUUUCCAACAUUGUUAGAGUGUGAGGUAAAAAAAUAAGCAGAAGACAGGGGGACACCAGCUCAUUUCUUGGGGCAUCUUAAAAUUUCAAGAGACUGAUGUACGGGGCACACAAGGAAUCUCUGACCCUAAGUCUUUUCAGCUGGCCCUUUGGGGAGCUAAGAACUAGCUUUCUACCUCACUUCUGUUACUACCAUCCUUUCCCCAGGCUUUGCUGUCUCUAUGCUUUGCUUUACUUUUCACAGCUGUUAUUUCUUCCUAAGAAUGGCAUUCUUGCUAGUCUUUUCUCACAUUGAAGCUGAUAGACAAAGCCUGGUGCCAAGACUGAUCCUGAUGAAGGAUUUGUGGUGCUAACCCCAACACUUGACAUUGAUAGCAAGCAUGGCCCAGCCCAAUCCAGUGUCUAUCUCAAAUAGCCAAAACAGGUAGCCUCAUCCUGUACCCCCAAUUCAUUUGAAAUAGGAAGGAGCCACCUUUUGCCUUAAUCUUUACCGUUUUCUGAGAGCAGAGAAAUGGGCACCUUUACCACAAAAUGUGUGAGCUCAGGAGCCAAACAGAUUCCUCAGGUGAUUGAAUGGUUUAUCACUUCUCUCUCGUUGAGUUUACUCUUAAUUUGUAUUGUUUGUUUGCUACCUUUUACUUCUUUGUCUAAUGUAGAUAGACCUUUCUCUCACACUUUUUUGACUCUCACCAAUGAAGUCUAAUGAAGAGAAAGCACCGUUUCUUACUGGCAUUAAAUAACUGGAAAAUAUCAAGUAUUGCUAUCUGCUGACUUGUAUCUUCAGUAUGAUGCCAGAAAGGAAGUGCUUUGAAUAAGUGUCAGAUUCUGAUGCAGUAUUUGAUACUGGAUACCUGUAAGGUUAGGGUAAUUAUUUUGGAACUCCACCCUUUUAAAUAUUUUCUGAUCUUUGCUGUCCUUUAACACAGAGUAUUCAAACCAGAACGAGGACUCAUCCAGAGUGCUUAUUUAAAACAAGAUUGCUAAACUUCAGUCGCAUAGGUAACUCUAACAAUGGCCAGCCAGUCUGGCCUGGUCAGCUAAAAUUAUGAAUUUAAAGUAUAGUUACAUCAAGAUUCAGCCGUAUCAUUGAAUUCUGUAAUUUCCAAGUAUUCUCCCCUUCAAUGUGGCCCAAUCUUCAUUGCUCCAUAUCAUUCUCACUCUGCCAACCCACAACUGGCUACACUUUUUAGCCCACCAUCUUUUUUUUUUUUUUUUAAUGUUGAUUUAUUUUAGAAAGAGAGAAAGACAG